Messenger RNA from Etheostoma cragini (Arkansas darter), 651 nucleotides. RefSeq lists its product as uncharacterized. The transcript has 3 exons. NCBI's taxonomy places the organism in Eukaryota, Metazoa, Chordata, Actinopteri, Perciformes, Percidae. The annotation marks the transcript as partial. The record is from RefSeq and is a predicted model, not a curated record.
CCUGUGAGUCUACCUGUCUCACUGUUUACCCGUCUGUGAGUCUACCUGUCUCACUGUUUACCUGUCUGUAAGUCUACCUGUCUCACUGUUUACCUGUCUGUAAGUCUACCUGUCUCACUGUUUACCUGUCUGUAAGUCUACCUAUCUCACUGUUUACCUAUCUGUAAGUCUACCUGUCUCACUGUUUACCUGUCUGUAAGUCUACCUGUCUCACUGUUUACCUGUCUGUGAGUCUACCUGUCUCACUGUUUACCCAUUUGCCUGUCUUUCUGCCUGUCUAUCUAUCUGCCUGUCUGUCUGCCUGUCUGUCUCUCCAGUCUCUCUCUGCGAUGGAGGAGUUGGUGAAACAUCUGUCCAGAUGUCAACACAUGGGAUGGAUGAAAGUGAUUGAGCUGAGGAGCACCUCCAUCCAUUGGCUGUCCUGUGGUCGGAGGGCGGAGCCUGGUGUCUGGACUCAGAUGUUCUGCAUCCUGUCUGAAGCCCAGUUACUGAUGCUCAACAACCUGGAGGUUCAUCCUCUGCUUCUGGCCGAGAGGGCGGCGACCUGCGCCGUCUGGUUGCUAAGAUACAGCCUCCAUGUGACCUCAUCACUUCCUGGCCCCGCCCACAAAGGUAAGGAGGUCAAGAAGGGAUUUACAGCUGCAGAAGAAG